Molecule: messenger RNA, 9918 nt
Organism: Mytilus trossulus (common blue mussel)
Lineage: Eukaryota; Metazoa; Mollusca; Bivalvia; Mytilida; Mytilidae
Product: putative polypeptide N-acetylgalactosaminyltransferase 10
Exons: 13
Coding region: 139-1944 (601 amino acids)
Biological process (GO): protein O-linked glycosylation
Cellular component (GO): Golgi apparatus
Molecular function (GO): polypeptide N-acetylgalactosaminyltransferase activity
Source: RefSeq, a predicted model, not a curated record
GUUACAUGUUAUAUUGUCACCCUCCAGCUUAAACAUGAUUCAUAAUAUAUAUAGACUAUUGGGAAUAAAACAACCACUUAUUUAAUUCAGAUUUUUACAGGAGGUGCAAACCAAUGGUAUAGUUGCUGACUUGUCAUCAUGAGGAGGAAUACAGUGACCUUACUCAAGUUUUUAGUAGCAGCUGUACUAUGUAUUAUGGCCAUCAAAUAUUUCACAGGGGGUCAUGGAGGGGCACAGGAUGUAUAUGUUGAAAGCAAGUUUCCUCAUGAAGGAGGAGGAGGUGGUGCUGGAAACAAACGGGCAAUGAUCAUUAGUGAUGGAGACAUGAAAAAAAUAGAUUGGCAUAAUUAUAAACAGAUAGCAGAAGAAAAACAAAGAACAGGUCCUGGUGAACAGGGACAGUCUAUCAUUUUGGAUGCUGCAGAUGAGAAGAAAAAAGCAGACUUAUAUAAAGUGAAUGGUUUUAAUGCCUUUGCCAGUGAUAAAAUCUCCCUGCAUCGGUCUAUGAAAGACAUUAGACAUCCUGAUUGUAAAAAUAAGAAGUACUGGAAUAAACUACCAACAGCCAGUGUAAUAGUCCCUUUCCAUAACGAGCACUGGACCACAUUACUGAGGACUGCAUGGAGCGCUGUGGAGAGAUCACCACCAGGGCUUCUCAAAGAGGUCAUAUUGGUGGACGAUUUUAGCAGUAAAGAGUUUCUGAAACAGAAGUUAGACGAUUAUGUUGCUGCAGAAUUCAAAGACUUUUCCACCAUUGUAAAAGUUGUUAGAGCAAAGAAACGUGAAGGAUUGAUAAGAACAAGGUUACUGGGUGCUAAAGCUGCUACAGGGGAUGUACUCAUCUUCCUAGACUCUCAUUGUGAAACUAAUGUCAACUGGUUACCUCCUCUUCUUGAUCCAAUACAAGAAGAUUAUAAGACUGUAGUAUGUCCAUUUAUUGAUGUGGUAGACUAUGAAACAUUUGCCUACAGAGCACAGGAUGAAGGUGCUAGGGGUGCGUUUGAUUGGGAAUUCUUCUACAAAAGAUUACCUUUAAGGCCAGAAGAUCUAAAACAGCCAGCUGAACCUUUCAAUUCACCAGUAAUGGCAGGCGGUUUAUUUGCUAUUAGUUCUAAGUGGUUCUGGGAGAUGGGUGGCUAUGACCCAGGACUAGACAUCUGGGGUGGAGAACAAUAUGAACUAUCAUUUAAGAUAUGGCAAUGUGGAGGUAAAAUGAUAGAUGCCCCUUGUUCCAGAAUAGGUCAUAUCUACAGAAAAUUUGCACCUUUCGCUAAUCCUGGAGUGGGAGAUUUUGUUGGAAGAAAUUAUAAGAGAGUUGCUGAGGUAUGGAUGGACGAGUAUGCCACUUAUUUAUACAAUCAUAGACCCCAUUAUAAAUCUAUAGACCCUGGAGAUCUAACAGAACAGAAGGCAAUCAGACAGAAACUCAAAUGUAAACCAUUUAAAUGGUUCAUGAAGGAGGUAGCCUUUGAUUUAGAGGACUAUUACCCUGCAGUAGAACCACCUCCUUUUGCUAAUGGCGAGAUCAGAAAUGUUGGAGCCAAUAUGUGUAUAGAUACACGAUUUAAAGGACAGAAUGAAAGAUUUACAAUAGAACCUUGUAUUAAAGAUGGUGGAAAUGCCGGAGGGGAACAGAACAUAGAGUUAACCUGGCAUAAAGACAUUCGUCCAGGAAGGAGAUCUGUUUGUUUUGAUGUAUCUCAGUCUAUAAGGAAAGCACCAGUACUGUUAUAUAACUGUCAUGGUAUGAAGGGAAAUCAACGAUUCAAAUAUAAUAUAGACACAAAACAAAUAUAUCAUCCAAUAAGUAAUCAGUGUUUAGACUGUGAUCCAAGUAAUAAAGAACUAUUUAUGAAUCCAUGUGAUCAGUCGUCAGAUACACAGAAAUGGAAAGUAGAACAUAUAGAAGAAGAUAAAGUUAAACAGGAAUGGGGUGCACCUUAAUGUAGGAGGAAUUCAUAGGUGAUUAUGUAAAAUGAAUGGUGUGCAUAAACCAUGUGUAAAUAUUUAGUGGGAAAAGGCAAGUCUGUAGCAAAUGUAUUGUAAAAAUGAGGUAUGCAAUUUUAAUGGUAUAUUGUUGUUUUUUUAUAUGUGAUUUAUUUAUUAUUUGAACAUUUUUAAAAUAAAUAUACAUUCCAUCAAUUUUUAUCCUUUGAAAGUAAAGUGGUAUACACACAUAUGUGUGACUGUGUAUGUUUAAGUAAAAUAAGGAAUUUGUUGAUGGUGUUUUGAUCUAUGCUGUGUAAAUGAAGAAGUGUGAUGUGACGUGUGUUAAGAGUUUCUGCUGGUGUGUUUGUGAAAUUAUCAUGUGUGACUGAAUUGUUGUAAAUAUUGAAUAACUAUGUGUUUGCUGUAAUAAGAAACUAAUAGACCACUUUCGAGUUCAUCCGUCACUGGAAAAAACUCGUUAAUUAUAUGCGCCUUUCUGACGUCAUUUACUAGAUAGAGGGGCUCACCUGUAUCCCUGCACUAUAAAUGUUUAUCAAGCGUCUAAGUGAUCGUCGUUGUGCAGGGUUAACUAGAAAUUAAGUUUGUUCGGUGGGUACUUAAUCACAAUUCCCUAAUGACAGCGGUGCAGAUUGUCAAUUAUGAGAAUUUGAUUUGCCGAACAAUUUGUGCAAUAUAGCUUUAAAGUUUUUUAACCACUCGCUCAACAUUUAAACGGAAGUCAUAACGCACCUAAACACACGAGUGACGUUUACUAAAACCAAAGUUUUUGAUGGAAAUGCAACGAACUCGAAAGAUGUCUAUUCAUAGAUUGGUAAAAAUGCAUGUGAAUGAAGGUUUCCAGCUCACAGCUACUUAAAUACAUCAAGUGUCUCAUUAUUUGUCUAAUAUCCAUUUUGAUAUCCUUAUAUUUAUGUGCAGUCUUUAAUAGCAAAACACAUUUAUGUUCUUAUUGAAACUGAAUUGAGAUUUCAACAAAUGUCCUUCAAAAGUAAAAUUCCUGUAGCUACCUAUUAAAAACCUUUUAUUAUUUAAUGUCAUUUAUUUGUUCUUUCUGAUGAUUUUCUUAAAAAAAAGUAUUGCUUUUAAGAUUAAAACAGGUUUAUUUUGUUUAAGAAAUUAAAUUAAAUAUUUGCAAGUGUUUCUUAUUUUGGAAAAGGAAGAUUAUAUUGAAACAUUUUCUGAUUAAAAAUUUACAAAGGAUUGACACUUCUUUUGUACUCAGCAUUAUAUUUAUCAUUGUUAGUAUUGAUACACUGUGUACUGCUGAUAUCAGAAUACUUAAAGCAUGUAAUACUUAAAAAUACUUUGUUUUCCUUUUUUUUCUAUUUUGUAGAGAUAUGGUGCUAUGAAAAGCUUCUUUUAUAAAUUUGGUAAUUAAUUUGUAAGGAUACAUAUUAUUAAAAAAUGUAUAAAUAUUCUGGGUUUUUUUCUAUCUUUUUUUUUUGUUUUUUGAUAAAAGCCUUUAUAUUAAAUGACUUUUGGUAUGUUGCAUUUUUAUUUAAAUAUAUAUUUUUUAUCUAUUCAAUAUAAAUAUGUUGAAAUAUUUUUGAUGUUAAGUUAUAACAAUAAUUGCAAUACUAAACUUCACUGCCGUCACGAAGCAAAAGUACAUUGACAUCUAUUUAACAACUGAGUUUAUUUUUCUGCAGAAACAUAACUUGUUUACUUAUUUAAGCUUUUUUCACAAAUUGUUUGAAUGUGGAUGCUACGCAAGACGGUGACAAUUAUGUAUUGCCUAUAUUAAAAAAUAAAAAUCUCAGUUUGUUUUAAGAAAUUUCAUACUUUCAGUUAGAUAAAAGCAUAACAUCAUAAUCGUCACAAAAAGCUAGGAAAUUACAACAAUUUGGCCUCUCCUUGCUUAUCCCCCCUCCCCCCCAAAAAAAAAAUAAAAUUGGUUAUUUUUUACUCCUACUGAAACAUUCCUUUAUUUUUCCGGUAAAUCAUUUUAGAUUGUUAUGGUUAUAUGGUUUUUGACCAAGAAGAUUUACAUAAUUUAUAUUUUGAUAAAAUGACUUCAUGAUUUAAGCUGCCUUGGAUAAAAAUCAACCUUAUACAAAUGAAUAUCAAUACACGUAUCUGUGAACUUAUUUUAUCUGUGAACUUAUUGUAUCUGUGAACUUAUUUUAUCUGUGAAGUUAUUGUAUCUGUGAACUUAUUGUAACUGUGAACUUAUUGUAUCUGUGAACUUAUUGUAUCUGUGAACUUAUGGUAUCUGUGAACUUAUUUUAUCUGUAAACUUAUUGCAUCGGUAAACUUAUUGUAUCUGUGAACUUAUUUUAUCUUUGAACUUAUUGUAUCUGUGAACUUAUUUCAGGUUGAAAUUUGACAAAAUCUAUAUGCAAAGUCUGUAACUAUUUGAAAAUUUAGUUGUUAUAAGAACCCUUUAAAUAAAUCCAAAUUCAUCUUUUAUUUUGCAUUUGAUUGUCCAAAAAUCCAAAAAUGGCUUAUAUAUGUACAUGUGAACAUGAACUUGCAUACGCUUGAUUUCUAUCUGACGCAGCUUAUUUGUUAAUAUUCGAUUUUGUAAUCAUAUUUGCUCCUCAGUAUAUUUUCUUAUUUUGUAUUGUCUCACCUGCAACAUUUAUUGGAGAAAUGAUAUACAAGUUUUCUAUCCUAAAAGAAAAGUUAAGUUUGUAUGCUUUCCAUAAAAUAUCCGUAUUGAGAGUAAAGGAGCUGAAUAGUCCAUAUUUAUAUACGUCUUUAGUUUCUAUCCCUUGUCCACUGUUCGGUGACUAUGUGAUCUGGCCUUGAAGGCAUAAAACUUUGCUCAGUGCUCUGAGCACAAAAAUCAUGCUUGAAACAUGAAAUCCAGCAAUUUGAUUGGUAGAUUUUUCGAGUCUGAGUACAAAAAUCAUGCUCGAAGGUUUUAUGACCGUGAGGCCAGAUUUGUAUAGGUUUAAGAAUUAUAUGUUUUGUCCCCCAAUUAUUGUUAAUAAAAGGUCAGCACUAUUUAAUACAUAAAAUCAGUGUGAGGUGUGCAUGUCCAUCUGACCUAGUUCACUUGACUUUUAUCUUAUGUCAUGGUUCAUUAAUCAUACAUAAAGUCAGUGUGAGGUGUGCAUGUCCAUCUGCCCUAGUUCACUUGACUUUUAUCUUAUGUCAUGGUUCAUUAAUCAUACAUAAAGUCAGUGUUAGGUGUGCAUGUCCAUCUGACCUAGUUUACUUGACUUUUAUCUUAUGUCAUGGUUCAUUAAUCAUACAUAAAGUCAGUGUGAGGUGUGCAUGUCCAUCUGACCUAGUUCACUUGACUUUUAUCUUAUGUCAUGGUUCAUUAAUCAUACAUAAAAUCAGUGUGAGGUGUGCAUGUCCAUCUGACCUAGUUUACUUGACUUUUAUCUUAUGUCAUGGUUCAUUAAUCAUACAUAAAGUCAGUGUGAGGUGUGCAUGUCCAUCUGACCUAGUUCACUUGACUUUUAUCUUAUGUCAUGGUUCAUUAAUCAUACAUAAAGUCAGUGUGAGGUGUGCAUGUCCAUCUGACCUAGUUCACUUUACUUUUAUCUUAUGUCAUGGUUCAUUAAUCAUACAUAAAGUCAGUGUGAGGUGUGCAUGUCCAUCUGACCUAGUUCACUUGACUUUUAUCUUAUGUCAUGGUUCAUUAAUCAAUGUUAAAUUUUCAUUUUAAAUAGUUCAGGAUCUUGACAAAAAAAAGUUUCAUAUCAUUCAGUUCUAUUAUGCAGCAGCAUGAAAAAAAUUUCAGUGUGUCCUCUCAUAUUUGCUUGUUAUAUUUAAUUUGUCAUUAAGCAUCGUAAUUAUUUCUGUGGGAAAAAAGUUCUUUUCUCUGCAUAGUACAAUCAAAAUACUUGUUCCGUGUGAUUUUUGUCUCUUCUGUUCUGUAGGUGUGAAUUUUUAACUUUGAAAAACCAAUAGUGUGUAAUUCCUCAUGUUUUGAUUUGUUCGUCUUUUGGUUUUUUGAAUUUUACUUUUUAUGUUCUAAUGUAUAGUAUUAUGAAAUUUUUCUAUUUUUUCUUUUUGUUUCUUUUGUGUUUUUUUUUUUUUUUACCUAUGAUUAUCAACUAAAGCUUUUGUGUAGUGUGUUUACAAUUUUUUUUAUUUCAUACUAAUUUUAUAUGGUAAAGAUUUGCCUUUGUGGAAAUUAAUGCAAAUAAGUCCUUAUCAGUCUUUUAAAAACAUAUGAACUUACUUUAGAUUUUCUUCUAUAGAAAAAAUAAAAACAGUGUAUAAUAACAUUUUAACACUAGAGUAUUCACAGAUAAUGUUGGUUCUAACAACGAAAAGUUUGCAAAGAAAAUUGUAUGAUUACAUAUCAGAUUACAUUUCUAUUAUAAGUAUGGAAGUUGGACAGAAACAUUUUUUUUCAUUCUUGCUUUCGUUAGAAGUCUUCUUUUUGCAUUAUUAUAUAACUUUCACAUUAGCUUACAAAAAUUCCAUAGAAAUGAUUCUGUUUCCUGCCCAUGAAUUGUGUACAUAUAGAUAUAAGAAGAUGUGGUAUGAGUGCCAAUGAGAUAACUCUCCAUCCAAGUCAAGAUAAUUAAUAAAGUCCCUACCAAGAUAUUAUAUUCCAAAUGCAGUUAUGUACUUUCAAGCAAAACUUAUACUUCUAUACCUUUUAUAUGAAAAACGAUUUUAUUUAUGGAAAGAUCUAUAAGUAUUGUAAAUUAUGCUUCAAAUGAUAUGAUAAUACAUGUAGCUAUUUCAUGUUCCAUUUAAGAUAUCUAAAUGUCAAUUUCACGUUCUUUCUGUCAGAGCCCAUUCAAAAAUAAUACUUAUCAUUUUGUGUUAAUACUCAUUUAGAACCAGUGCAGCCUGGAAGUUUCAUCAUAACUUUUAAGAUUUUUUUUAAAAAUCCAUAUAGCUGUUUACUCAAACUGAAGGGUCAGCAUUGGUUUUAUCAUAAAUGUGAAUGACCUCUUGUAUUGUAAAUUUGAUAAUUUGCAUGCAUUUAAAUAUCCAUUUUUGUUAGAAAUUAAAAGAAAAUUAUUUCAAGAAAUGGUACAUGCAAAUUUUGUCCUUGUAACUUUCGAAAUUAUAAAAAUAUAGCAAAAAUCUCUGAAUUUAUAGUAUUGUCAUAGAUUUAUAAAUAUGUACUUUUAAAAGAGUUCUAUCUAAUUCUUUUAAAUGUGAAAAGAAUAUCUCCUUGUAGGCUAAAACUUUAAAAAAUUAACUAUCAACACAUGAAAAUGUCUAUUGAAUGUACCUCUUCAUUUUUAUCCAAGUCCCUUUGAGUUAGAUCACAAAAAUCAGUUAUGUUGGUGUAAAUCAUUUAAUUUUGUUGUUGCAUGAACUACCUCAAGUGAGAAAAAAGAUAAUGUUUUUAGUUUUCUUUAAUGGGAAUUGUAUGCAACUAGCAAAUGUAAUGUUUAUCUGUAUUAUUGUGUCUGAUUCUCAAUUGAAAUUUUUGUCUUAUUAAUUCUAUAAGUGCAGCUAUAUUUUUCAAUGAAAGCAAAAAACAAACAUACAUUGAAUGGUUAUGGUUGUCAGGUUUAUUUUUCCCUCAUUUUAAAUGUACAUUUAUAAAAGCACGAUAGCAGAUGACUAAAUUGUUGCUAGAAGCCAUAUUGAUCUUGAUGUAAAAUAGAAAAGCUUCAAAUAUAUGUUGAAAAUAUUCAAACAACUGUCAAGUUGAAGGAUAGCAAUUUAAAAAGUAUUGUGCCAUAGAUAAAUUUAUUAUUUUAUAGCAUUUCAUGAAAUGUUUUUCAUGUAUAUCUUUCUCAUAAUGUUUCUUUUGUGGAAUUAUUUCAAAAUUUAUUUUUGAUUAUAUGUUGAUAAAUUAGGUAUUGUUUACCACCUGAGAAUGAUUUAUUGUAAGUUUACUAUAUAAAAUAAUUUAGAAUAUAACACAUAUUUUCUGGAAAUGAGUAUUUUAUUCUUUAGUUUAAAUUUUGAAUAUGCAUGCAUAUGAAAUUUAUGGAAUAUUAAUUUCAAUUUCUAAAGUGCCAUAAAUUAUGGAUUUUUUAAAUAUUUUGUAUCCAAUGUUUUUGUUAUGAGCAUAUAUGUACAUUUUGUUUGUGACUAGAAUAUGGAGCCAUUCUGUAAUAAGAUGGUGUUCAGAUUGGCAUCCUUAGAGGUUAUUAUUGCAUGUUGGCAUGCUUAGAGGUUAUUGUUGCAUGUGUUUCAUAGAUGUGUUGAUUUGUUUAUGCACCAUAAAUUAUUAGUUAUAAAGAAAGACAUUUUUAAGUUAUCUCCCCUUAACAAAGCUUUCUAGCAGAGAUGAUACAAGUGAAAUAAAGACCUGGCCUUGAAGGCAUAAAACUUUGCUCAGUGCUUGGAGCACAAAAAUCUUGCUCGAAACAUGAAAUCCAGCAAUUUGAUUGGUUGAUUUUAGAGUCUGAGUACAAAAAUCAUGCUCGAAAGUUUUAUGACCGUGAGGCCUGAUCUAGACAGAAAAAAAGAACCAAAUACAAAAGUAGAUUACAGAUGUUCAAAGGGAUGGUUGUAACUCAUAAAACCUAAUGGAUACCGCCAAAAGAAAACAAAAUUGGAUGAUUUUAUGAUUAGAAUAACAGUUGUUUUAAAUGAUCUACAGUGUUUCUGUAUAUGUUGUCAUUUGUUUUGUUUAGUUUAGUUUUUCUUUUUAUCAGUUGUUUCCUCUUAUAGUUCAUGUGUUUUCCUUUGUUUUAGUUUGUUACAGGAAUUUGUAUUUGCUUAAUCAAAUUAUGACCAUUGAACAGCAGUAUACGAUUCUUACCUUUAUUUAAGGCAUAUAAACUGUGAGAAACAAGAUUUAUUUUGGCAAUCAUGGAGGGGUCGCAUACUUCCUAUGUAAUUCCUAGAUUUGCCUCUACGAUAUUCAAACAUUGAAUGUCUUCAUCAAGAAAAGAGCAGAAAGAAUAAAUCUUAUAAGAAGGGAGAUAAAUUGCUCCUUUUAACUGAAAUAACAAAUUGUAUCACUAGGUGAAGAUGUAAAGGGAGAUAACUGAAUUAUGUUUCUCAAUGUUCACAGGUAGUGGUGUAGUUUAAUAUGUAAAUUUUGUUUGUAUGAUGUAGUGUCACAUUGACCAGUUACAUGUGUUAAGUUGAAUUCUAAAAAGAAAAUCUUUAGUUUUUUUUUACUCUCAGGGUAGUUCUUUUUGUGACUACUGUAAUUGUUUCUCUAUUUUGAAGUAUUUGAUUAAUUCUAAAACUGUGUAUCCAUAUAUGUCUUCUUUUCAUUUGAUGUCAAAAGAUUUUUUAUAGACUUUAGUAACAUUAUAAAAAGAUGUAAAGUAAAAGAUUUUGUUCUUGCAAAUUAACUGUAUGAGCUAAAAGUAUUUAGUAAAAAAGUGAAAAUACUGUUUUAUAUAUUUAUUUAUUUAGGUUUGUUAAAGUUUAUGCAAUACCUGUUGAUACAUAUGUAGUAUAUAUAUACAUGUAUAUUCCAAUUGCAGUAAGCUGUUGUUCUUUUGAAUACAGAUAUUUAAAAAAUAUACUAGUAUUUUCUUUACUUAUACCAUGGCUUAUAGUUUCAAAAUAUUGACUCAUGAUUGAAAUUAACUGCUAGUCUAUGUAAGAAUCAGGCAAUUUUGGAAAAAAACAAAACAUGGAAGGAAAAAAACCACUGACCUAACCAUCCUAUUUUGAAGUUACUCUCGACCUGUAGGUUAUGAAUUAGAAAUGGUAGGUCUUUCUUUUCUGUGUCUCUGAUUAGCUGAGAAAUUGGAUACAUUUUGGUUAGAAUGAUAUCAAAUUACAGAGUGAGCUCCCCUUAAUUGUUACAGUCUAGUGCAUUUCAACGAAAUUAUCGCUUGAAUUACCAGAACGGGACAAGGAAACCAAUUUCAUAUUCGUGCACCAUUAUACAUUUUAAAAACAUAAAUUAAUGUCAACUUGAGUGGGCUUUUGUUUGUCAUGUUUUCACAACUGCCUCAUCAGCCUGAUUCUUAGGUAGAUUGGCACUUAAACUUAUCCGUCAACAGAAUAUAAAAAACUGAUCUGUUAGUUCAACAUGAGAAAUGCUGAUUAUUGAUCUGUAGAUGAUUACUGAUCUCAAUACGAUUCCUGGAAAAUGUGGGGAUUAAAAUUUACAUUUGA